Molecule: messenger RNA, 1323 nt
Organism: Argentina anserina (silverweed cinquefoil)
Lineage: Eukaryota; Viridiplantae; Streptophyta; Magnoliopsida; Rosales; Rosaceae
Exons: 1
Coding region: 1-1323 (440 amino acids)
Source: RefSeq, a predicted model, not a curated record
AUGAGCCACCAACCUAGUAGGAGUAGUAGCACUGGUUCUGCAUCUGCUGCAAGUAUUAAUGCCGAACAAGGUGAUGUGGAUGAUAAAGCUCCUUUGUGGAUUUAUGCAAAUAAGAUUGAAAAGAUGCAUGGGGGAGGAUCUUGGAGGUUACAGUGUAAGUUUUGCGAAAAAUCAUUUGUUGGAUCUCACAAUAGAGUGGCUACACAUUUGCUAAAGGAUGGUGGAAAAGAUAUUAAACAUUGCUUGAAGGUCACUCCUCAACAACAUCCUAAUAUGAGCAAGUUACUAAAUGAUUACAAACAGAGAGUCAAAAAUGCAGCCCCUAGACCAGUUCCAUUGCCUUCAUCAUCGAGGAAUGCAUCAACUUCUUCACUUGAUUAUGAUAUGAGUUAUCAUUCUAGUAUUCUAACAUCAAGUGCAGCGGAGUCAAAGAAGAGGAGGGGAAUGGGUACAGCUUUGGAGAAAGCAUUUCAAAAUAACUCUAGGGAGCAAUGUAAUGGUGAAGUAGCAAGAAUGUUUUACAUAGGUGGUUUGUCUUUCAACCUUGCAAGAAAUCCUCAUUAUCGCUUGUCGUAUGUGCGUGCUUCUAGCCUUCCAGGAUAUGUUCCACCUGGUUACAAUGCAUUGAGGACUACACUUCUUCAAAAGGAAAGGAAGAACCUUGAGCUUCAUUUACAACCGAUCAAAGACUCAUGGAAUGUUAAAGGGGUGAGUAUAUGUAGUGAUGGUUGGUCUGAUCCGCAAAGAAGACCCAUCAUUAACUUGAUUGCUGCAAAUGCAAAUGGUCCGAUGAUGUUGAGGGCAGUAAAUACUCAAGGUGAAAUAAAAACUGGGGAUAUGAUUGCUGAUUUGAUUAUAGAAUGCAUAAAGGAGGUUGGUCAUGAAAAUAUUGUUCAAAUAGUCACCGAUAAUGCUGCGAAUUGUGUGAAAGCCGGUGCAAUUAUUUCAUCCAAGUAUCCUUCUAUCUUCUGGACACCAUGUGUAGUGCGUACCUUGAACCUUGCUGUGAAUAAUAUAUGUGCACCUUCGCUGCAAACAAGAAACAAUGACGAUGUGUAUGAUGCUUGUAAAUGGAUAUGGCCUCUUGCAGAUGAUGUUUCUUUCAUCAAAAACUUCAUAAUGAACCAUGGGAUGAGGUUGGUGAUGUUUACUGAGCAUAGUGAUCUUAAGCUCCUUACAAUUGCUUCAACCAGGUUUGCCUCCACACUUGUGAUGUUUAAGAGAUUUAAGAAAAUAAAGGCUGGUUUGCAACAUAUGGUAAUCAGUAAUAAAUGGGAUGAUUACAAGGAAGAUGAUGUGAGGAAGGCUGCUGCAGUAAAAUAG